CAAAGAUGAGGAGGGAGUCCAUUUAAAGUUGGGGUACAAACUGAACGCAAUCAUCUUUGCCCAGUCAAGUCGCCAGCUGCCUCCCUUGCUCCACCAAUCGCCCACUCCUCUGCCCCUCCUCCCAUGACGGGGCCUUCCCGUCGUGGCCACGGCGCCACAACCAGCCUCGCGCUCCUCCUGCUGCUGUGGACCGUCGCCGUCUGCUCCCUCCCCGCGGUGCGCGCACAGGCCACGACCUUCACGACCACCGUCGCCGGCAGGGAGUUCACCAACUUCGCCUUCCCCAAGUUCGACAAUAUCCUGCUGCAGCUCCCAACCAACCUGACGUUCUGGAGCAACGCCAGCGUCAGCCAGAACGCGCUGCAGAUCACCCCGGACAGCAGCAAUAACGCAUCGAGCUUUCUCGUCAACCAGACCGGCCGCGUCUUCUUCGCCACCCCGUUCGUGCUCUGGACCGCAAACGCCUCCAACUCCACCGCCGACGGCCGGUACGUCGCCUCCUUCUCCACGGUGUUCAAGGUCAAUCUCUACCGCGCGAACCCGGCCUUCAAGGGGGAAGGUUUGGCGUUCCUCGUCGCGUCCGGGAACGAUGGCCCGCCCUCCGGCAGUGACGGCGGGUACCUCGGCCUCACCAACGCGUCCACCGACGGCCUCGCCACCAACGGCUUCGCGGCCGUGGAGCUGGACACGGUGAAGCAGUCCUACGACCCCGAUGAUAACCACGUCGGGCUCGACUUUAACGGCGUCCGCUCCACCAUCGCCAAACCACUCGCCCCCUUCGGUAUCCAGCUCGCGCCCAACGACACCAGCACCAGCGACGGCAGCCACAUGGUCUGGGUCGACUACAACGGCACGUCGCGCCACGUGUGGGUGUACAUGUCGUCCUCGGACGACCGCAAGCCGGCCACCGCCGUGCUCAAUGCGUCGCUGGACCUCUCCGCGAUCCUCCUCGGCAAGAAGGCCUACUUCGGCUUCUCGGCGUCCACCGGCGUGGAGUACCAGCUCAACUGCGUGCUCAUGUGGAACAUGACGGUAGAGAAGCUCCUCGACGGCACCACCGGCGAUAAGGCGCUAUCCGGCUGGAAGCUCGGGGUGACCAUCGGCGUGCCGUGCGGCGUCGCCGCCCUGGCGCUCGGUCUGCUCGCUGGCCUGUACAUCAGGAAGAAGAAGAAGAAGGUCGGGGAUGACCCGAGCUCGGUGUUCAACAACGCCAUUGACCUGAGGAGCAUCCCGGGGGUGCCCAAGGAGUUCGACUACAAGGAGCUCAAGAAAGGGACCAACAACUUCGACGAGAGGAUGAAGCUGGGGCAGGGCGGGUACGGCGUGGUGUACCGCGCCACCGUGCCCGGGGAGAACGCCCGGAGCAUGGAGGUGGCGGUGAAGCAGUUCUCCGGGGCCAACACCAAGGGGCAGGAGGACUUCCUCGCGGAGCUCAGCAUCAUCAACCGCCUCCGGCACCGGAAUCUUGUCAAGCUCGUUGGCUGGUGCCAUCAGAACGGCGUGCUGCUGCUGGUGUACGACUACAUGCCUAACGGCAGCCUGGACAGGCACCUCUUCGGCGGCAAGGACGCGCCCACCCUCGAUUGGAAGCAGCGCUACAACGUCGUCACCGGCGUGGCGUCCGCCCUGAACUACCUCCACCAUGAGUUCGACCAGACGGUGAUCCACCGCGACAUCAAGCCGUCCAACAUCAUGCUGGACUCCGCGUUCAACGCCCGGCUCGGCGACUUCGGCCUCGCGCGCGCCCUCGAGUCCGACAAGACCUCAUACACCGACAAGAUCGGCGUACCGGGCACACUGGGGUACAUCGCGCCCGAGUGCUUCCACACCGGCCGGGCCACGCGGGAGUCGGACGUCUUCGGCUUCGGCGCCGUGAUUUUAGAGAUCGUCUGCGGCCGCCGCAUCUCGUGCAGCAAUCCGGCUGGGUGUAGCCAGCUGCUGGAGUGGGUGUGGAGGCUACACGGCGCCGGCCGCGUCCUGGAGACCGUGGACACGAGGCUGGCCGGCGAGUACGACGAGGAGGACGCAGAGCGGCUGCUGCUGCUCGGGCUGGCGUGCAGCCACCCGAACCCCGGGGAGCGGCCGAGGGCGCAGGCCAUCAUGCAGAACCUGACGCGGUCCGUGCCGCCCCUCGCCGUGCCCAUGUCCAAGCCCGUGUUCAUGUGGCCCGUGCCGCGCGCUGACGGGGAGGAGUACGGCGAGACGCCGACGUCCCACAGCGGGGUCACCAGCACGGCGGUGACCUCAUCGUCGUACUACGCGUCGUCGGGGUGGACCCAGAAUUACCAGGUGAGCAGGGAGGAUCACGAGUACGCGGCGGAGAAGGACGUGCCCACGGUUUGAGUGAGGCGGGCGCGGGACGAGCAUGCAGGCGCCGGCUGACUGAACAGAGGCAGGACGAGCCAAUGGCUCACGUGGGCGGGAUCGAGUGGAGGCCAGCUCGGGUACGGCGGAUUUGUUGGGCCAAAAUAACAUAUUGUUAUCUAUUUAUCAAAAUAGAUAAAAUAUUAUUAUAUUUGUAAAUUUAGUAUUUGUAUUUAACAUCUCGUUUAUCGAAAACGUGUUUUUGGUACC
Messenger RNA from Phragmites australis (common reed), 2574 nucleotides. RefSeq names its product probable L-type lectin-domain containing receptor kinase S.5. The coding region runs from base 124 to 2343 and encodes 739 amino acids. Gene Ontology annotation, cellular component: plasma membrane. The record is from RefSeq and is a predicted model, not a curated record. Lineage: Eukaryota; Viridiplantae; Streptophyta; Magnoliopsida; Poales; Poaceae. Gene Ontology annotation, biological process: protein phosphorylation. Gene Ontology annotation, molecular function: protein kinase activity; ATP binding; carbohydrate binding. The transcript is spliced from 2 exons.